AUGUCUUCAUUUUCUCCCUUGCUCGAAACAAUGAUGUUCGAACCAUCAUCCUUCUCACCCGUUCUGGACAAGGUAUUUGUAUCUAACACUUCUAAUACAACUGUUGAUCCGUUCUCAUGGCAAUUUUUGGUCGGAGUUCAUCCCGUGUUUCAAACAUUAAUUUUUACUUUCAUCAAUGCUCUCACGACAGCGUUAGGAGCAAGUUUGAUAUUUUGUACAGUGUGUUGUUCAAAAUUAGACACGACUCAUAGAAAUGAAGACAAAGAAAAUCCGAACACUGUCACCAAAUGGGUCACUAAAUUCGUUAAUUUAUUUUAUGAAUUGUCUUUCAAAAUAGGAUUAUUUCAACAAAAUCAAAACAAAACAGCUUCAUUUUCUAACGACUUAUUUAUUCCUCUUUCGAUUGGAUUUGGUGGAGGAGUCAUGCUUGCAGCUUCCUUUUUUAGUUUGUUACUUCCAGCUUUAAACCACUUCUCGAAUACUGAAGCAUCCAAAUCUCAUUCAUUAUUCGCCAUUGGAUCAAGCUUCUUUGUAGGAGUUUUGGCAAUCUUAAUAUUUGAUGCAAUCAUUCACAAAGUUCAAGAUGUUGUGGAAAGGAAAAUAUCAACCCGAAGUGGUUCUCAGAUGGAAAAUGUCAGAGAUCAAAUUCAAUUAGAAGAAACACCUUCAAUGAAUGAAAAUUCGACACAUGUCAAUAACACUGAAAACAUUGAAAGUUAUAACAACUUGGAGGAAGGUGGAAUCAAUGAAGGUGAAACUUCUUUGGAUGAAAACAAUACAGUAUCUGUUCGUAACAUUGGAGAAAAUAGUGCAACCUGCAAUUCAUGUAUUGAGGAUCCAAUGACAUUUCAUGACAAGUCUCAAAAUAAUUUGAGAGACAGUCGACAUGGUGUCAGAAGAAGCUGGAUUAUAUUUGUCGCAAUGACAUUGCAUAACAUACCUGAGGGAAUUAUUGUUGGAGUUGCAUUUGCAGCUGCAUCAAAUUCUAGCACUUCUGGAGCAACAUUGGCAUCUGCCAUUGGCCUUUCGCUUGGAAUUGCUAUUCAAAAUAUUACAGAAGGUGUUGCUGUGACUUUUCCUAUUUAUGGCAAUGAGUGUAGAAAAAUUAUGAAAAAGAAAAAUUACGGCAUCCAGUGGAAACUCGUUGCGAAAUCCUUCUUUCUAGGCGCAAUUUCAGGAAUAACAGAACCAAUGGGUGGAUUAUUUGGAUGUCUUUUAGUUUUUGCGUCAGCUGCCAUACUUCCUUAUUCCCUUGCCUUUGCGAGUGGUGUCAUGGUUUAUGUGGUGAUUCAUGAGUUAAUUCCAUUAAUGUUUGUGGUGCCCAGUAGACUUGUAGCAAAAUUGUCAACCUUAAUGUUCAUGGUUGGAUUUGUUGCCAUGAUGGCUCUCGACAUUGGACUUGCUUAG
Naegleria lovaniensis is the source of this 1407-nucleotide messenger RNA. RefSeq lists its product as uncharacterized. Gene Ontology annotation, biological process: zinc ion transmembrane transport. Lineage: Eukaryota; Heterolobosea; Eutetramitea; Acrasida; Naegleriidae. The coding region runs from base 1 to 1407 and encodes 468 amino acids. Gene Ontology annotation, molecular function: zinc ion transmembrane transporter activity. The transcript has 3 exons. Gene Ontology annotation, cellular component: membrane. The record is from RefSeq and is a predicted model, not a curated record.